Molecule: messenger RNA, 546 nt
Organism: Paramuricea clavata
Lineage: Eukaryota; Metazoa; Cnidaria; Anthozoa; Malacalcyonacea; Plexauridae
Source: the annotation of a GenBank genome assembly
AUGAGAAAAAAAGUAAACGAGAAAUUACGUGAAAUGCGUGACGACGGCAUCAUUGAAAAAGUGGAGGGUGCAACACCAUGGUUAUCCCCACUCAUCGCCAUUCCAAAGAAAACUGGUGACGUCAGACUGGUUCUCGACAUGCGCGUUCCAAACACAGCUCUAAUCAGACGUAGAGUUCAGAUCCCAACCGUUGACGAGAUUCUACGCCAGAUGGAAGGAGCUAAAGUAUUUACGGAAGUCGAUCUGUCCCAAGGCUAUCUACAACUCACCCUCGCGGAAGAAUCGAGAUAUAUCACUGCCUUUACCACCCCCGACGAGGGCCCCCACCGUUUCAAGCGUUUGAUAAUGGGAGCAUCACCCUCUGGCGAAUACUUCCACGAGAUAAUCCAUGAACUUAUCAAGGACAUUCCUAGAUGUGCAAACAUCUCAGAUAACAUCUGGUUAUGGUCCGAUGACCGACAGUCCCACUAUAAACAACUCGAACAGUUGUUAACCAAAUUGGAGUCCAGCGGUUUAACCCUCAAACUACCCAAAUGCUCGUUUUCA